AUGAAGUUCGGCCAUCUGUUCAAGCAGACUCUCCGGGAUGAGGGCUUCCCGCCAGAGUGGGUCGACUCGGCUAUCUCUUACUCGCAGCUCAAGAAAUGCAUCAAGAGGCUUACCGACGAGCUGCGGCAAGUGGGCCUUGACCCUGCCACCUUGUCCAAACUACUCAAACAUGUCGAAGACUACAAUGCUUCUACCAAAGAAGACGAUGAUCAGGAACGACCUUUCGAGUACAUUCUCAACCCCGAUAAUGCCAAGGAUAAUGCAUCGCCCUCGCGCAAGGCAUUCCAUCCAAAGCUCCUCUUCUACGUAAAUGAAUCGAGUGGAGAGGUACUGAGUGCCCAGUUGGACGAUGAUACCAGGCGCAAGCUUCAGAUGCUGGCCAUCGAGACGGGCAUGUCUGAUAUGCGCGUCUUGGACGACUCAAACUCGUCACUCCAAUCCAUCGACUCCAUAGAUCCAUCCCAUCCUAUAAUUACCACCCCGACCAAUGCUUCUCGCAACCGACCAGGGUACCGUACAGUCGAGGUUCCCAUCACCUCGGAUACGGAGUUCUUCACCAGGCUUACCAGUGAAGUUACAGGACUGGAGAAAUUGCAGGAGCGGGAGCAAAAGCGAAUGAAUGUCCAAAUCGAAGCAUUAGGGAAGCAGGUUGCAAAAUUGACGGAUCCAGACCGGAGAGCCAACAGGAAAAUGCUCACUGCUUGGCGUCAAAUCUUCCAGAUAUACGUGGAAGAAGGCAUCUUCUUUGGAACAACAGAGAUGGACCACAAAUCGCACGACUCGGAGAAGGCCAUGGCGAGACUGGCAGGAUUCUCAAAUAAGAUUGCCAAGGCUGGCUUGGUGGAACAACUGAAGAAGAAGGAGAAUCUACAAGCACUCAACACCUUCAUGCACAUCAACCGGGAGAUUCUCCAGGGCCUGCGAUUCGGUGAGAUCAACCAUAAUGCCAUGAUCAAGAUCCUCAAGAAAUUUGAUAAACGCACAGCGCUAGGCGUAAAGUCCACAUUCCCGCGUCAGGUAGAAUACCCAGAGUUCUCGGAACACCUCGCCAAAGCCGUCUGCGCAGAAGUCAACACACAAAUCCUAUCCCACGUCCCGCAGAUAGACGACUACUCUUGCCCUAUGUGCAUGGAGAUCCAAUGGCGGCCUGUAAAGCUUAGCUGCAACCAUACCUUCUGCAUCCGGUGCUUGAUCGUCAUGCAAAACAACAAGCAAUACAACUGUCCGUUCUGCCGCGAGAAGACAGUGUUCGAUGCAAACUCAGACAAUCUCGAUACCGAACAGGCAGCCUUCCUUAAGAAAUGGUUCCCAGAGGAAGUCAAGAACAAGCAGCGGUACAACGAGAUGAUGGCAGGUGUGGACCAGUACGGAGAAGUGUAUGCGACUGAAAACUUUGAUAGGUCGCAUGCUAAAUCUGUGCCAAAGAUUCAUGCGCGGCGGUUCCUUGUGGUAAGUCAUGUCCGCGGUUCAUCUAAAGAGAUGCUUGCUAAAGUAUCAUCAGGCACAUGA
Molecule: messenger RNA, 1509 nt
Organism: Alternaria triticimaculans
Lineage: Eukaryota; Fungi; Ascomycota; Dothideomycetes; Pleosporales; Pleosporaceae
Exons: 4
Coding region: 1-1509 (502 amino acids)
Biological process (GO): cellular response to phosphate starvation
Molecular function (GO): metal ion binding
Source: RefSeq, a predicted model, not a curated record